Molecule: messenger RNA, 504 nt
Organism: Phytophthora nicotianae INRA-310
Lineage: Eukaryota; Oomycota; Peronosporomycetes; Peronosporales; Peronosporaceae
Exons: 1
Coding region: 1-504 (167 amino acids)
Biological process (GO): proteolysis
Molecular function (GO): cysteine-type peptidase activity
Source: RefSeq, a predicted model, not a curated record
AUGUUCACAGUCCCCUCAGAGAUCCUUCGUUACCCGCGAUAUGAUACCAAGGCAAUUCAAGAUCACCCUGUUUGGAGCAAGCUUAAAAUGGCGGCGGCGAGUAUGGAUUUAUCGAGAGACUCAAGCGUCAAUUUGUUUUUCUUUGGAGUUAUCCAUUACGACUGGAAUCAUUGGUGCGCUGUUGGUGUAAACUUCAAGACGAGUGAAGUUGUUAUCUACGAUCCACAAAACACUGGCGAUAGAUUCGACGCAAUUAAAGGUUUUCUCAAGACGCAGGUGCUUCCACUUUUGCCGGCUCCGGAGUCGCCAAAGCGAUUUCGGUUUACACGAAUUGACCUGGCGCCCCAACUCGACGACUACAAUUGUGGAGUGUUUGUGCUCCUUUUCAUCGAGCUUCAGUUGUAUGGAGUGCAAGUGACUGGCUUGGAUAGUGAAAUUCGUAGCAGAGAGGCGAUGGAGUUCUUCCACUAUCGAUACCUGAGUCUUAUCUUAGCGUCAAUGUGA